Messenger RNA from Fusarium sp. VM40, 975 nucleotides. NCBI's taxonomy places the organism in Eukaryota, Fungi, Ascomycota, Sordariomycetes, Hypocreales, Nectriaceae. The record is from the annotation of a GenBank genome assembly.
AUGACAAACUUGCUGACAGGCGCCGUAUUCGGCACAGGCCUGACACUUUCAGGGGUAGCAAGCCCCCAAGUCAUCAAGAACCAAUUCAGACUCUCCGACUUUCACAUGCUCGCCACCUUUCUCACUGCAUCCGCCACCAGCGCCGCCAUCUUUGCAGCCUACAACACCAGGAACAUCAAUAAAAAGAUCCCAGCCAAAUCUGCCAGCAGCCAUGGUUGGAUAGGAGCUUACGACGGUAACGUCAUUGGCGGUGCCUUGAUCGGGCUGGGGAUAAGCUUAACAGGGGCUUGUCCCGGCACGGUCCUCGUCCAGGCGACGGCGAAUAUUGGGAACAGCAGGGUGCUCGCAUGCAGCUGUCUCCUGGCGGGCGCUGUCUGGGUCAAGUUGAAGCCGCUCGUCACACGCCAGCAGCCGCCGAGCCGAGCCGGGAAUGAAUCUGUAAUGGCUGUUACCGGAUGGUCUACCUGCAGGGUAGUCAUUGUUUACGAAGUGGCCAUGCUUUCCAUCCUCACCGCAAUACUGGUUUAUGCACCCCGGAGCGUCACACUGCUCCAUCCGGUUGUCGGCGGUCUUGUUAUCGGCCUUGGACAAUUUGCUUCUGUCAGCUUGGCAAAGAAGCCUGUCGGUGUUAGCGCCGUAUAUCAAGAUUUUGGGAACGUCUUUUGGAGCAUCCUCAAUGGCACACUGCCCAAGGCAAUCCCUGAUAGCAUUCUGUUCGCGGGUGGGCUAAUGAUGGGGUCUUGGCUGACUAUGUUCAAUGUCCCGGCGAUUCGGGAGGCUAUGAUCCGCAGUGAAACGCCAUCAUUGCCGAUCACUCUCUUGGGCGGCCUGUUUCUGACUUUCGGGGCUCGUAUCGCUGGUGGAUGUACGAGUGGUCACGGAAUUAGUGGUAUGGCCAGUAUGGGAUUAAGCUCCUUCAUAACUAUCAUUUCGAUGUUUGGUACUGGAAUAGUGGCAGGAAUGCUGUUGUCUUAG